Molecule: messenger RNA, 1250 nt
Organism: Dipodomys spectabilis (banner-tailed kangaroo rat)
Lineage: Eukaryota; Metazoa; Chordata; Mammalia; Rodentia; Heteromyidae
Product: SEC14-like protein 3
Exons: 12
Coding region: 20-1222 (400 amino acids)
Cellular component (GO): cytoplasm; nuclear speck
Source: RefSeq, a predicted model, not a curated record
UCCAGCUCAAACCAGAACCAUGAGCGGCCGAGUUGGAGAUCUGAGUCCCAAGCAGGCAGAGGCCCUGGCCAAGUUCCGAGAAAAUGUCCAGGAUGUGUUGCCUGCCCUGCCCAACCCUGACGAUUACUUCCUUCUCCGCUGGCUCCGAGCUCGGAGUUUUGACCUGCAGAAGUCGGAAGCCAUGCUCCGCAAGUACAUGGAGUUCCGUAAGGCCAUGGACAUUGACCACAUCCUUGAUUGGCAGCCCCCAGAGGUGAUCCAGAAGUACAUGCCUGGGGGCCUGUGUGGCUACGACCGUGAUGGCUGCCCUGUGUGGUACGACAUCAUUGGGCCACUAGACCCCAAGGGCUUGCUCUUCUCAGUCACCAAGCAGGACCUGCUCAAGACCAAGAUGAGAGAUUGUGAGCGUAUCCUGCAUGAGUGCGACCUGCAGACAGAGCGGCUAGGGAGGAAGAUCGAAACCAUCGUGAUGAUAUUUGACUGCGAGGGCUUGGGACUGAAGCACUUCUGGAAACCUCUGGUGGAAGUGUACCAGGAGUUCUUUGCCCUCCUUGAAGAGAAUUACCCAGAGACCCUGAAGUUCAUGCUCAUCGUGAAAGCCACCAAACUGUUUCCUGUGGGUUACAACCUCAUGAAGCCCUUCCUGAGUGAAGAUACGCGCAGGAAAAUCGUAGUGCUGGGAAAAUGCUGGAAAGAAGGCUUGCUGAAGCUCAUCAGUCCUGAGGAGUUGCCUGCCCAUUUUGGGGGAACUCUGACUGACCCGGAUGGAAACCCCAAGUGUUUAACCAAGAUCAACUAUGGUGGGGAGAUCCCCAAGUCCAUGUACGUGCGGGACCAGGUGAAGACGCAAUAUGAGCACUCGGUGCAGAUCAGCCGGGGCUCCUCGCACCAGGUGGAAUAUGAGAUCCUGUUUCCAGGCUGCGUCCUUAGGUGGCAGUUCGCCUCCGAUGGGGCAGACAUCGGCUUCGGGGUUUUCCUGAAGACCAAGAUGGGCGAGCGGCAGAAGGCUGCAGAGAUGACAGAGGUGCUGGCCAGCCAGCGCUACAAUGCCCACAUGGUGCCUGAGGAUGGGAGCCUCACCUGUGCUGAGGCUGGUGUCUAUGUCCUGCGCUUUGACAACACCUACAGCUUCGUCCAUGCCAAGAAGGUCAGCUUCACAGUUGAGGUGCUGCUUCCGGAUGAGGGCAUGCAGAAGUACGAUGAGGAACUCACCCCUAUCUAGGUGGCACCCCUACAUCUCAGAGACCCCC